Messenger RNA from Geodia barretti, 720 nucleotides. The record is from the annotation of a GenBank genome assembly. NCBI's taxonomy places the organism in Eukaryota, Metazoa, Porifera, Demospongiae, Tetractinellida, Geodiidae.
AUGAUCGAAGGGUUGCAGGGCAAGGUGGUGAUCGUCACGGGCGGCGGGCACGGUAUCGGCACGGCCUACUGCGAGGGCUUUACCAAGUCCGGGUCCCGGGUGGUGGUAGCGGACAUCGACGGGGAGGCGGCGGAGAAGGUGGCGGGGGACCUGGCGAAGCUGAGCGAGGCCGGUUCCAUGGCGGUGCACGUCGACGUGUCCGACGAAGAGUCCACCAAGCAGAUGGUCGCCAAGACCAUCGAACGCUUCGGCCGGGUGGACGUGCUCAUCAAACAACGCGUCGAUCUUCGCCACCGUUCCCAUGAAUCGCGGCCUCAUCGAGGAGAUCACCCCCGAGGAAUGGGACAAGCUCAUAUGCGCCAGCAGAAGUCCGGCAAGAUCGUCAACGUCGCUUCCGGCACGGCGCUUUCCGGCCCUCCCGGACGCAUUCACUACGUAGCCUCCAAGGCCGGCGUGAUGGGUUUCAGCCGCACCCUGGCGCGGGAGGUCGGCGACGACAACAUCCAGGUCAACAUCCUCUGUCCGGGAUCGACCCUGUCCGAGGUGAAUCCCACCGAGGAGGUCCUCAAGAUGCGCCAGAGCAAUAUCACCCAGCGCGCCAUCAAGCGGGUCCAGGUGCCGCAGGACCUGGUCGGCGGCGUCCUGUUCAUGUCCUCCCCGCUGGCGGACUUCAUGACCGGCCAGACCCUGGUGGUGGACGGCGGCCAGAACAUGCACUGA